Molecule: messenger RNA, 1842 nt
Organism: Eutrema salsugineum
Lineage: Eukaryota; Viridiplantae; Streptophyta; Magnoliopsida; Brassicales; Brassicaceae
Exons: 3
Coding region: 1-1842 (613 amino acids)
Source: RefSeq, a predicted model, not a curated record
AUGAGCCGGCGAAGAAGAAAACGAUGCGAUCGACGUAGACGCCCAGCAGAACGACGGAACCACGGAUCUGCAACAAACCGGCUCGAUCGCCGAAGAAGUAAAGAAGAGCUCGCCUCGGCACUAAACGGCAUCCGAACUGACAAAGUCUCCGAUCCGACCCGCGGCGACAAUCCAACCGAGGAGGAAGAAAACCUCCAAUGGAUCGAGCAGACAGAGCGCGAAGACGAGCCAAGGAGAGAGGAGCGGGAGCGACCCCCCGCCCCCCAAUCAAAGGGAAUGACUCACGCACAAACUCUCGAACUCAAAGAGCUGGGAGCCUCGAUGGCUCGGACAGUAGCUGAAAUACGCGCCAUGAAAUCCCAAGUGCACAACGCGACAAGCGCCGCGCCUGAAAUCGAUCGAAUGCUUGAAGAAACUCAGAGAACCCCAUUCACUGCAAGAAUCACGGAGGCCAGGAUUCCCGAGCUGGGGAAGGUGAGAAUCCCAUUCUACGAAGGAACAACCGACCCGAAAGCACACAUCACAGCGUUUCGGAUAGCAAUGGGACAAGCCUUCACAAAGAACGCCGCUAAACUCACCGAGCGCGAAGUAGACGCCGGAUACUGCCUGCUUUUCGUGGAGCAUCUCAAGGGAGCCGCACUCGAGUGGUUUUCAAGGCAGGAACGAAAUUCAAUCGGCAAUUUUCAACAGCUCUCCGCCUUGUUCCUUAAGCAAUACUCGAUGUUUAUGGACAGAGGAACAUCUGAUGCCGAUCUGUGGACACUAUCCCAAGGACCAAACGAACCGCUUCGGGAUUACAUGUUCCGACGUGAGAUGGCUCUCAACACGCCGCAAACAAUUCAAGACACUUUGCACCGAUCAUCAGACUUCGUCGUUAACGAGGAGGAAAUUAAAAACUUGGACGAGCAGUACGAAGCAACGAAAGCAGCAAUCCAAAGCUCAAUUUUGCUGCGCCCCGCGAAGAAGGGCAACCCAUCGAGCAACACAUCAACGCAGGGCUCGGAUGAACCUAGAAGCGGAGGCGCCCAUAACUACCAGAUAGGCACUGGACGCGGAAGAGGAGAGCCGCGCAACAACACUUGGAUGAGAAAGUCCGCCAACUACGACGAGAAGGCUUUCUGCGAGUAUCACCAGACCUACGGGCAUUCAACGGCUCAAUGCCGAACUUUAGGAGCAAAGCUCGCAGCAAAGAUGGCAGCGGGAGAGCUCCAAAACGCGGUCAGCCUCAAAGACCUCGUUCCUAACGAACAACAAGAGAGAGCCGAGCCGAGCGGCGCGGCGGAACCCGCGAAUCCUCCCCGACGAGGCGAUAACCCCAAACGCGAUAGGAGAGGCGAACCUGAAGAGCGACCCGAGCCGAGGGAUCAUGACGUAGCGAGGGUGCUCAUCGAUACUGGAAGCUCAGUGAACGUCAUCUUCAGGGAAACACUCAGAAGAAUGGGAAUCGACCUCUCCGAGGUGGAAGCAAUCCCCAAACCUCUAACCGGAUUUUCAGGAGAAACGACGAUGACUAUGGGAACGAUGAGGCUUCUUGUGGUAGCUGGCGGAGUCACUAAGAUCGUCGCAUUUUGUGUCACCGAUCACCCAGCAAUAUACAAUGUGAUCAUGGGAACUCCAUGGAUCAACGGGAUGAGGGCGGUACCCUCUACCUAUCAUCUCUGCCUCAAAUUCCCAACCCCACCAGGUAUUAAAACGAUCUGGGGGAGUCAGAAGGAGUCACGAACGUGCUGCCUAGCCGAGCACAAGCUAAGGAACCCCGUCACUGACGCACGAGCAGACAUCGACCGUAAAAAGAUGAAGACAGACCGAGAGCCCGCGAACGAGCUCUCGAAACUCUUAUAG